Messenger RNA from Aspergillus candidus, 825 nucleotides. RefSeq lists its product as uncharacterized. The transcript is spliced from 3 exons. The record is from RefSeq and is a predicted model, not a curated record. Bases 1 to 825 code for a protein of 274 amino acids. Gene Ontology annotation, biological process: protein acetylation. Gene Ontology annotation, molecular function: N-acetyltransferase activity. Lineage: Eukaryota; Fungi; Ascomycota; Eurotiomycetes; Eurotiales; Aspergillaceae.
AUGCUCUUCAACGCCCAAACCGCAAUAUCCACAUCAGCGGUCCUCCUCGUCCCCUACUACAGCUGGCACGUCCCCCGCUACCACGAAUGGAUGCAAGACGAGGAAAUUCAAGAAGCCACCGCUUCGGAACCUCUCACUUUGGAGGGUGAAUACGCUAUGCAGCGCAGCUGGCGUAAUGAUGCUGAUAAGCUCACUUUUAUCGUUUGUCUUCCUCAACAACAACAACAACAACAGCCGUCAUCGGAGGGAGAGCGGCAUCAACAACUAGAGGGAGAGAAGCAUCACCACCACCAACUAAACGUAGAAGACGACACUCUGCCCCGCAUGCUAGGCGACAUCAACCUCUUCCUCCGCGUCGAAGAAGACUCAGACGCCGAAGAAGAAGACCUCAAAGCCGAGAAAGCCCGAGACCGACUCGACCCGGGUCCGCGCAUCGCCGGCGAAGUCGAGCUCAUGAUCGCCGAGAAGAAGAACCAGGGCCGCGGGUUUGGCCGCGCCACGCUGCUGUCGUUUUUGCGGUACGUCGCUGCGCAUGAGAGCGAGAUUGCGCACGAGUUCAUCGGCAGUGAGGAUCCUUCUGUGAGGGGGUUUUUGGAGCGCGGGGGUCGGCCUAGGCUGUCGCGGUUGAGUGUGAAGAUUGGGUGUGAGAAUAGGCGCAGUUUGGCGCUGUUUGAGAGUGCGCUUUUUCAGAAGGUUUCUGAGAAGCCGAGUUAUUUUGGGGAGUUUGAGCUUAGGAGGGAGAGGGUUGUUGUUGCGGAGGUGGAGGCGGAGUUGAGGCAGGCUGGGGUUUUGGGGUAUGUUGAGCUGAAGUAUUUGAGGGAGUGA